AUGGCAACACGAUCACACGAAUGUCAACAAUUGAAAGGACGCCGUGUAAAUCUUAAAUAUUUUGUUGAGUUUAGGUGUUAAUUUCAAGAAGUGCAUAUUCAAGUGAAAAGUAGACUUUUGUGCUUAUUGUGAAUCAGCGAGAUGGCAAGCCUAGGCCCCAAGAAGGAUGGAGGGCCUAACGUGGAAUUCUUCCAAGCGCCGGAGUCGUUAGCACAAUUUGAUCAGAUUCGUGUUUGGUUACAAAAAAAUUGCAAAAAGCAUGUACAAACAGAUCCACCAACUAAAGAGGGUUUGGCACAACUGGUUAUUCAGCUUAUACAAUAUCAGGAAAACAAGCUGGGGAAAAAUGCUUCAGAUCCACCAUUCUUAAGGCUUCCGAUGAAAGUGUUUAUGGACAUGAAGCCUGGCGGUUCGCUGUGCACGGUCCUAGCCACCAUGUUCCGCUUCAAGUCGGAGCAGCGGUGGCGCAAGUUCGACUUCCAGGUCGGUAAGAAUCCGUCUCGUAAGGAUCUGAAUGUUCAGAUGAUGAUGGAAAUUGAAAGCGCUCUGAUGAGUGCAGAAGUGAUACGAUCACCUUGUGUGUAUAUACGACCAGAUGUAGAUAAAGCCACUGCUAAUAAAGUCAAAGAUAUUGUUAGUAAUCAUCAAGGAGAGAUUUGUGAGGACGAAGAAGACGCGACACAUAUAAUUUACCCGACUGUAGACCCCCUGGAAGAGGAGUACGCCCGGCCGGUGUUCAGACGUGGUAACGGUGCGCUGGUGCAUUGGUACUACUUGCCUGAUAGUCACGAUAUAUGGACACAGACGGAGCUACCGGUGGAUGUACCAGAGAACGUGAGCUGGGAGUGCACACGCAGCGAGCCGUGGCGCGUGUCUGCGAGCUGGGCGCUCGACCUGCCGCAGUACAACGAGUGGAUGAACGAGGAGGACUACGAAGUUGAUGCCAACGGCAAGAAGAAGGUUCACAAAUUGAGGCUAUCAGUGGACGAUUUGAUUCCUGGUGCGGAGCCGUCAAAUAAGGGGAAGAAGAGCAAGAGGAAGCGGUCUCCCUCCCCUCCCCCACAGAAACACGGAAAGAGAAAGAGCCGCAUCUCCAAGCGUCGUGACAAUGAGGGUGAUGAUGAGGAGGACACCGCGUCACGUGACAACACUGACACCGCGCCCACACCGGAGGCAGACCGCUCAGCUGACACUCCUGCCGCUCCACCGCCGGAGCCCCCCGCCGCGGCCGAAGCUCCCGCCACCCCUGCACCAGCCAUGGACGUGCAUGAUGACUCACAGGGCAAGCACAGCGACUCCAACACACAGGAGAUGCUGAGUAAAGAAGAAUUAGAAGAUAAUGUAACGGACCAGACUCACCAUAUCGUAGUACCGUCGUACUCCGCCUGGUUCGAUUACAACUCCAUACAUACAAUAGAGAAGCGCGCUCUACCAGAAUUCUUCAAUGGCAAGAACAAAUCUAAGACCCCGGAGAUAUAUCUAGCUUACAGGAACUUCAUGAUCGACACAUACCGGUUGAACCCAACGGAAUACCUGACGAGCACAGCAUGCCGGCGCAAUCUGGCGGGCGAUGUGUGCGCCAUCAUGCGGGUGCAUGGCUUCCUCGAGCAGUGGGGCCUUCUCAAUUAUCAGUUGGAGGCGGAAUCUCGUCCGACGGCAAUGGGCCCGCCACCCACUUCGCACUUCCACGUGCUGUCAGACACGCCCUCCGGACUGCAGCCGUUGCAGGCAAGACCCACGCAGCCCAGACCAGCGGAAAACGCAGCAGUGCCUAAAGUGGAGGCAGGUCUGCCGAACGGCGCUGAUGGUGGCGCACCCACAGCACCCGCUGCUCCCGCUGCCGCAGCACCCAUCAAGCAGGAGCCUACACUGGAGCUCGGCACCGCACCAGGACUCAAGCUCGACCAGUAUCGCGGUGGUUCCCGCGGCCGUGAAUGGACGGAGCAGGAGACGCUACUGCUGCUCGAAGCAUUGGAACUGCACCGUGACGACUGGAACAGGGUUGCGGCGCACGUCGGCACGCGCACACAUGAUGAGUGCAUACUGCACUUCUUAAGACUGCCUAUCGAGGAGCCUUAUCUGCAGGAUACUGCAUCGGGCGGUGUGCUGGGUCCUCUGGCGUACCAGCCGAUACCUUUCAGUAAAGUGGGCAACCCGGUGAUGAGUGCGGUGGCCUUCCUCGCUUCUGUAGUCGAUCCUCGCAUCGCCUCCAAAGCCACGCGCGCUGCAAUGGACGAAUUUGCAGCUAUCAAGGACGAGGUGCCUGCGGCCAUGAUGGAGGCGCACGUGAAGGCGGCCGGCGCGCACGGGCCCGCCGCCGCGCUCGCCGCCACCGGCAUCGCCGGCACCGCACCUGACGUCAAACCUCCAGUCGGUGAGAAGAAAGAAGAAUCAUCAGAGGUGAAGACUGAGCCAAUGGAGGUGGAGGAGGGCGAGGUGAAAGUGAAGGAGGAGGUGGCCGACACGCCUCCAGCUGAAGACACCAAGGACACCAAGGAUACAGCUUCUCCAUCACCUGCAGAUGCAGGCAGCGGCAGCACUCCAGCUGGCGGUGGUCAGGUGGAGGCGGGCGUGGCGGCGGCCGCUGCAGCAGCGCUCGCCUCAGCCGCGGUCAAAGCCAAGCAUCUGGCCGGAGUCGAGGAGCGCAAGAUCAAGUCACUAGUCGCACUUCUCGUUGAGACACAGAUGAAGAAGCUGGAGAUCAAACUGCGACACUUUGAGGAGUUAGAAGCUACUAUGGAAAGGGAGAGAGAAGGUCUGGAGUACCAGCGGCAGCAGCUGAUCCAGGAGCGGCAGCAGUUCCACCUGGAGCAGCUGAAGGCGGCAGAGUUCCGCGCAAGACAUCAGGCGCACCAGAGGUUGCAAGCGGAGAGCGGUGUGCUUGGCGGUAUGGUGAACGGCGCGCCCGAGCAGCCCCCGCCUGCAGACGUGCCCGCGCAGCCCCUGCCCCCGCCACACCACGCAUAGACAAUACUGCGUCUAACUGUACUAUACUUAACUAAUAUAACUGUGGCCGUGAAUCUAUCGUGAAGAAGUCAUUACGUGAACACCCUGAAGCGGUAACAUUAGUGAUUUAAAAUGACUUAAUAUUAUAAGUGAUGUAGUUAAUAAAUAAUUAUGUUUAUAAAUUAUUUUUUUUUAAAUAAAUUGAUGUUUGAUUUAUAUGAUUAAAUUUCUUAGUGUGGGUUUACACUGUUAUAGAAACAUGUUAUCAGAUUGACAUUGUGUUUUUUAAUUAGCAUUUCAGAAAUAGAAAACUACGGUAAGAAUUUUUGUAACAUCUAUCAACUCUGUUUCUUUAUCUAUGGUAUGCUUUAAUGAAUAAAAAUUUUAUUGUUUUUAUUUUUCCUUCACAUUCUAAAAUUGGCUUUAGAAAUAAAAAUUAGUUAUUAAAAUAAUGUACCGACAGAAAAAAACGUAUUAUAUUUAUUAUUUACCUUUAUGAUUAAUUCAUUUACGAAACUACAUUUCAGUUUUAAAAAAUCCAAAAUAUAAAACUACUUUAAAAAGAAACGUAUACAGGUUGUCCCAAAAGGUUACGU
Messenger RNA from Papilio xuthus (Asian swallowtail), 3542 nucleotides. Its product is annotated as SWI/SNF- related protein mor. Gene Ontology annotation, biological process: cell projection morphogenesis. Gene Ontology annotation, molecular function: protein binding. NCBI's taxonomy places the organism in Eukaryota, Metazoa, Arthropoda, Insecta, Lepidoptera, Papilionidae. The coding region runs from base 142 to 2967 and encodes 941 amino acids. The record is from RefSeq and is a predicted model, not a curated record. Gene Ontology annotation, cellular component: synapse. The transcript is spliced from 21 exons.